AUGGUUAAAGCUCCAACACCUAGAGUUAUCUUUAUCCGUCAUGGACAAACUGAAUGGUCUAAAUCGGGUCAAUAUACUUCAAUUACUGACUUGGAUUUAACAGAAUUCGGUGUGAAACAAAUGACUAAUACUGGGAAACAUUUAAUUGGAAAAUCACCAUUCCAAUUAAUUAAACCUGAGAAUUUGAAGCAUGUAUUCACAUCACCAAGAUUGAGAGCUAAACAUACUGUGAAGUUAUUAUUGGAAAAUGUGGAUGAUUUAACAAGAUCUAAAAUUCCAAUUCAAGAAGAAAAUGAUAUCAGAGAAUGGGAAUAUGGUGAUUAUGAAGGUUUAUUAACUAAAGAUAUUAUAAAAUUAAGAGAAUCAAGAGAUUUAGGUUCAGACUGGAAUAUCUGGAGGGAUGGAUGCGAAAAUGGUGAAGUUCAUACUCAAGUUAAAGAAAGAUUAGAUAAAGUCAUUGGUAAAAUCAGAUCAAUUCAUAAAGAUGCUCUUGAAAACAAUGAAGCUUGUGAUAUCAUAGUUGUGGGUCAUGGUCACAUUUUAAGAUGUUUUGCUGCUAGAUGGGUUGGUAAAGAAAUCAACGUCAACCCUCAAUUCAUGUUGGAUGCCGGUGGUGUAGGUGUCUUAAGUUAUCAACAUCAUAAUAUUGAAGAACCAGCUUUGUUCUUGGCAGGUGCCUUUGUAGUUCCUGUUGAAGAAGAAGGUGGUGCUCUUUAG
Molecule: messenger RNA, 717 nt
Organism: Yamadazyma jaroonii
Lineage: Eukaryota; Fungi; Ascomycota; Pichiomycetes; Serinales; Debaryomycetaceae
Source: the annotation of a GenBank genome assembly